Molecule: messenger RNA, 2712 nt
Organism: Talpa occidentalis (Iberian mole)
Lineage: Eukaryota; Metazoa; Chordata; Mammalia; Eulipotyphla; Talpidae
Gene: TMX1
Product: thioredoxin related transmembrane protein 1
Exons: 8
Coding region: 133-969 (278 amino acids)
Source: RefSeq, a predicted model, not a curated record
AGUCCUCUAGGCGCGCGCGCCUCGCCCGUCCGCCGCGCGCAUGCGCAGAUCUGCUAGCGAGGGCGGAAGUGAGCAGCUGCUGCGCCGAGGUGGGGGCCGCAGCUCUCGCUGUGGGGUGGGCGAGCGGCCGACAUGGCGCUCUCCGGGAGUCUCGUGGCUCCGCUGGCAGCCCUGGUGGUGCUGCUUUGGGGGGCCUCGUGUACCCACGGGCGGCGGAGCGACGUGCGCAUCAUCACUGACGAGAACUGGAAAGAGUUGUUGGAAGGGGAGUGGAUGAUAGAAUUUUACGCGCCCUGGUGUCCUGCUUGUCAGAAUCUUCAACCAGAAUGGGAAAGUUUUGCUGAGUGGGGAGAAGAUCUUGAGGUCAAUGUUGCCAAAGUAGAUGUCACAGAACAGCCAGGACUGAGUGGACGAUUUAUCAUAACUGCUCUUCCUACUAUUUAUCAUUGUAAAGAUGGUGAAUUCAGGCGCUAUCAGGGACCAAGGACUAAGAAGGACUUCAUAAACUACAUAAGUGAAAAAGAAUGGAAGAAUAUUGAACCAGUUUCAACAUGGUUUGGUCCAGGUUCUAUUCUGAUGAGUAGUAUGUCAGCACUCUUUCAGCUGUCUAUGUGGAUCAGGACUUGCCAUAACUAUUUUAUUGAAGACCUUGGAUUACCAGUUUGGGGAUCAUAUGCCGUUUUUGCUUUAGCAACUCUGCUUUCAGGAUUAUUAUUAGGACUUUGUAUGAUAUUUGUAGCAGAUUGCCUUUGUCCUUCAAAAAGGCGCAGACCCCAACCCUACCCUUCCAAAAAAAUAUUACCAGAAUCUUCUCAACCUUUGAAAAAAGUGGAGGAAGAACAAGAGGCUGAUGAUGAAGAUGUUUCAGAAGAGGAAACUGAAAAUAAAGAAGGAAUAAAGAAAGACUUUCCCCAGAAUGCCAUAAGACAACGUUCUGUGGGUUCUUCAUUAGCCACAGAUAAAUCCUAGUUAAUUUUUAUAAAUAACUUAAUAUGAUUUUGACAGAAAUAGAAGAUUUAUCAUUUCUUUUGGUUUGAAGUGAACUGUGACUUGCUUGUGCAUUGCAGAGUUCAGUCUAGAUGUCAUUUGAUUGAACAGUCUGCUUUUAGAAAAUAAAAGCACCACCUAAAAAUGUUGGAAGUAGGAUUUAAGUACAGUAUAGUGAUUUAAACCUUUAAUUUUUGAAAAUCUGGUGCCAAGCAAUAAGAUUUGUGUAUGUUUGUUUUAUAAUCUGUUUCAAGUUUGAAUUGAAAAAUUUCAUUUCCCAAGUAUUGCAUUAUCGAGAUAUUUAAGGAGAUUAUUUUAGAGAAAAGGAUUUCUCAUAUGAUAUAAUUUUCUCAGUUUCACUGUGUGAAAAAGACAUUUCCCAUAAAUGGGAGCUUUUCCCAUUGUUUCAAGAAAUGUGUAUUUCAAUAACAACUCUGUGGUCCUUUUAGAAAUAUAGUAAAAGUUUCCUUAUUUUUAGAUUAUGUAACUAAUUAAAAACUAUCUUUAAUUAGUUUUCUACACAUGCUAAUGCUAAUACAUGCUCUACUGUAGGAUGUGCUACUGAUUUAGGAAGUUUUUGUAAGUUCAUGGUGUUGUCUUGAUUCCUCUAAAGGUUGGUUGCCUGCCUUCUAUGCUGAGUGUAUGGUUUGUGUUUUUCUUACUUAUAAUGGGUUGUAGUUUUCAUUUUCUAAUUUAGAUAAUUUCCUGGAAAUACAUUCAUAUUUUAAUAAAUAGUAUUUUUUGUUUGUUUCUUUCAAACUGAGGUUUACUUGAGGGAUCCUUAAAAUCAAAGAGCUGUCACUGAUAAUUUGAAAUUUUGGCCCCUGUUUCAGAUUUUCUGUCAUUCUUGUUGAAGCGCUACUUGAACUUUUUCAUUUUUAUUUCUGACUAUGAAGACAGGACAUUCCUGAUUUUUUUAAUUUGAUGUGAAAAAGCGUUUGUUGUUAUUUUACAUUUUGGAAAUGCACAGAAGUUUAAUUUGAUAUAAAAUAAACUGCAUUCUACUCAGGAAAAAGUAUCUUAAGAGUAUAUGUAUUCAAUAUAUAUUAACGUAUAUAGAAAGUUCUUAAUUGAUUUUACAAAGUCAGUGUGUGCUUGAUGUUUUAAAAUCAUAUUCUUAUGUUUUUGAAAAGAAACUCCAUGUUCUGUUGUGCUUCCUGUUGUGUGGUACUUCAUAGGUAUAAUCAGCAGGAUGGGACAUUUAAUAUUUUUGCUCCUUAAUGAGUUAGAGUACUGAGUUUAUAUGUUACAGCAAAGAAAGGGAGAUUGGGCAAUAGAGAACUGUAUUAGCUAUUAGGAGGGGAAACCCAUAAAUAUACAUAAUGAAUCACCUGCCUAUUAUGUAGUCUACAAUAUCUUUAACGUGUCCCAUUUUGUCUAGAUUUUGCUGCUGUGUGAAUUCAUUAGACUUAACAGUAUCAUAAUGUACAACAGUUUUAAAGACCUCUCCUUUAGAAUAUUAAAUAUUCUACCAUUGAAGAAGAGUUUGGAUGUGUAAUAAUUUUGUGAUGCUUUAGAAGAAAUAUCUUAAGCACAAAAUAAAUUUUUCUAAGCACUUCACUAAAGCUGAAGCCAAGGGUGAUUUCUAGUUGCAUAUUUAUAAAUGACUAUUUUGUAUUUAACAAUGUUCAAGUUAAUAGAUAUCACCAUAUGUGUUCUUGGUCUGUAGUCAAAAGGCUAGAGUAAAACACAUUUUCUGACUGAAGAAAAUAGUCCUCAUUGAUU